ACUACAGCUCCAGAACCUAUUACGACAACCACUGCAGCUCCUGCUACAACAACAACAACUUCAGCUCCUACGACAACCACAACAACAGCACCUCCAACAACUGUAGCUCCCACGAUAACUGCAGCUCCUACAACAGCUUUAGCUUCUAUGACAACCACUGCAGGCAUCACAACAACAACCUCUGCUCCUACGACCACGACCACUACAGCUCCAGAACCUAUUACGACAACCACUGCAGCUCCUUCUACAACAACUACAACUUCAGCUCCUACGACAACCACAACAACAGCACCUCCAACAACUGCUGCCCCUACGACCACUGUAACUCCACGACCUACUACGACAACCAGUGCAGCUCUUACUACAACAACUACAACUUCAGCUCCUACGACAACCACAACAACAGCACCUCCAACAACUGUAGCUCCCACGAUAACUGCAGCUCCGACAACAGCUUUAGCAUCUAGGACAACCACUGCAGCCCUAACAACAACAACUGCUGCUCCUACGACCACUACAGAUCCAGAACCUAUUACGACAACCACUGCAGCUCCUGCUACAAAAACUACAACUUCAGCUCCUACGACAACCACAACAACAGCACCUCCAACAACUGUAGCUCCCACAACAACUGCAGCUCCUACAACAGCUUUAGCAUCUACGAUAACCACUGCAGCCCCAACAACAACAACUGCUGCUCCUACGACCACUACAGCUCCAGAACCUAUUACGACAACCAUUGCAGCUCCUGCUACAACAACAACUUCAGCUCCUACGACAACC
This is a messenger RNA of Oncorhynchus kisutch (coho salmon), 783 nucleotides long. RefSeq names its product mucin-2-like. The annotation marks the transcript as partial. The transcript has a single exon. NCBI's taxonomy places the organism in Eukaryota, Metazoa, Chordata, Actinopteri, Salmoniformes, Salmonidae. The record is from RefSeq and is a predicted model, not a curated record.